AUGGUGGACAUUCAAUUUGUGUUACAAAAUUAUUUUUCAGAAAGCACUCUUGGGAAUGAAGCUGAGCCAGACAAAGAUAAUUUUUUGGAAGAAGUUCUUGAAAAAGAAAUUGAAUUGGGCAAAGACAAUUUUUCAGAAAAAGUUCUUGAAAAUGAAGUUGAAUUGGCUGCAGAAGGGAGUUCAAAGAUUACACAAUUUUUCCCAAAAAAAAGCCAAGAGUCUAACAAUUUACCAAGUGAUUGGAGAGAGGUUUUAGACAAUUCUGAUGAUUCUGAUAUUGAGUGGGAAACUCAAG
Messenger RNA from Entrophospora sp. SA101, 295 nucleotides. NCBI's taxonomy places the organism in Eukaryota, Fungi, Glomeromycota, Glomeromycetes, Entrophosporales, Entrophosporaceae. The record is from the annotation of a GenBank genome assembly.